This is a messenger RNA of Colletotrichum orchidophilum, 5856 nucleotides long. RefSeq names its product PH domain-containing protein. Gene Ontology annotation, cellular component: mitochondrion; cell cortex. Gene Ontology annotation, molecular function: tubulin binding; phospholipid binding. Gene Ontology annotation, biological process: microtubule cytoskeleton organization; dynein-driven meiotic oscillatory nuclear movement; maintenance of protein location in cell cortex. The coding region runs from base 1 to 5856 and encodes 1951 amino acids. Lineage: Eukaryota; Fungi; Ascomycota; Sordariomycetes; Glomerellales; Glomerellaceae. The record is from RefSeq and is a predicted model, not a curated record. The transcript is spliced from 3 exons.
AUGGCUACCUCACUCGCCGUCGAUAAACCUCAUCUGCCGCCCGCUGAUGCGGAUGCGAACGAUCCCUUCGUAUCCCCGCCGGGCCCUGCCCACAAUCGCUACUCUACCUACGACAGCCAAUCCUUCAGCUCAUCACCAGGCCAGGCCAAGCGCGCAUUGCAGGCUCACAUUGCAGAUACCGAACGACGCCUCGACGAAGCUGGAAAGCUGGGAACUGCACUUGUUCACCAGCGCAAAGAACUUGCAGAACGAUUGAAGGAAGUGGAAGAGCAGGAAACAGAAGGAGAACUCGCACCCGAGUUGCGCGCCAAGCUCGUCGAUAUCGAAAAGGAGUACAACGAUGUUGCUCGAGAGACUGCCAGGGCUUUCUUGCCCAAGCAGAGAGUCCCCAGCAACGAAGCCGCUGGAGGUUCACCUUACGUCCCUGACGGAAGGAUAGGAAGACGCUCUGUCAGUCCAUCCAAGUUUGAGAAGCUUGAGAUUCAGGCCACCGGAUCGCCUAGCAAGCUCAGUGUCCCAAAUCGCAAAGUUAGAAACCAGCCCGCCAAUCGCAUCCACGAUAUCGAGUUUGCCGCCGAAAUUAGCACGUCCCUGAUUGCCCAGGUUCGCAACCUCCAAUCCCUGUUAUCCGAAAAGGAUGAAGAGCUUCGCGAUAUCAAGGUCGACAAGUCUAAACUUGAAAUCGAGAACGAGAACUUUCAACAACGUGUUAAGACUCUGGACGAGAGCGAGAAUCGGUACAAGGACGAGAAUUGGAAUCUGGAGACCCAGAUCCAUGACUUGAUCGCUUCACAAAAGGACGCCGCGGACCGCGAAAAGAAGCUGACACAAAGUCUCAAUGUCCUCCAGGUGGAGAAGAACUCGGCGCAGAAGGAGCUUGAUGAUGCUAAGGUAUCACUUGCCAAGCUCGCUGAGGAACAUGAGCGAGCUGUGAGACACCUCGACCUGGACUUGACCACUGCCAAGCGCAAUGCGGCUACGGCGGAAACUGAGAGGAACUCCUUGCGACGAAAGGUUGACGACUUGAUGAGCCAGAACACGGAGCUUGCCAAGGCCAUUUCGGUCCAGCGAGGCCGUAUGUCCGACCGCGACUUUGUUCGGGGCGUCAGCGAUGAGGACUUUGAGACGGCGACGGACGGAUUCACUCCCGAACACUCACCGCCGCCCUCACCCAUCAAGGGUACUCCCCGCCACGCUAUGCUGGAAUCCGAGACGCUCAAGAGCUCUCUGUUACACGCCCAGCGAACGAUCCAGAGCCAGAAGACCGUCAUUCACCGUGAGAAGACCGAGAAGCUCGAGCUUAAGCGACUCCUCCAAGACACUCGCGAUGAGUUGGAGAAGCUGCGUACUGAUGCCGCUCCCGCUCCCGCUCGCCGCACCCGCAAGGUUGAGUCGAGGGAGUUCAAGAAGCCAUCUCGCGGAUUGCUCGGUGGUCACCGUAGCAGCAGAAACGAAGUCUACCAGGACGACAACGAAUGGGAAGAGGCCACUGAGAUUGGCAGCCCGAGAACUUCACCAACCAUUCGCUCCAACUCCACCGUCCGCAGACCCAGUAGCCGACCCGGCAGCAGCUAUAGACCCCAAUUCACCGACGUCAGUGACGCCUUUGAGACGGCCAACGAGACUAGCGACGCUGCUUUCGAGACUGCCAACGAGCGUGGCACGGAGACAGAGGACUUCCAGACCGGCGCGGAAGACUUCUCUGGCGGCGACGACACCGAGACUGAGACCGAAAGCCCAUCCAAGGGUCGUGAGCUGCGCCCUCAGACUCUUGUAAUGGGCGGAGGCCGAAACUCAUACGACAGCACUGCAUCAACCUCGGCUGAUGAGGAUGAAGAGUACAUUGAGUACAGGACACCAACUUCGCACCACAAUAAUCAGCGCAUGCGUGUCAGGCUUGGACGAGGAUUGAUGAACCGCCGGUCUAGGCAGGUCAGCGAGGAGCCAAACUUCCAGAGCAGCCCUGCCAGUGCUGCUACAGGUAGCGCUUCCGGAACACCACAGGCGGUGGGUGGCCAGAGCUUGUUCGCAGAGCUCGGUGAGCUUGAGAACAGCGACGCUGAGAGUAUCGAGGAAACAACAAACCGCACAAGAUCUGCCACCGCCGAGUCCUCAGAGAUUGGCCCGACAUCCACCCCGCCAGUUCCCACUCUGUCUAUGGACUCGGCCAACAACGGCAGCAUGACGGACCCAGUUAAGAGAGCGGCCGCAGCUUCAAGACCCAUGAUGGUUGAUUCUGGUAUGAUGACAGAGCCCAUGACUGAGUCGCCUCCGUUGUCACCUGUCAGCAUUGUUCACGACGAAAAGGUUGAAUCGAUGGGAUCUAUGAUGGCCGCCAGUCAGGCUGCCCGUCAUUUGUCCCAAGACGAUGCCGCAGACGGAGUGCGCUCUAGGCCGUUGUCUACACUGUCUUACAGUGAUUCUGGUGCUCAGUACGAUCGGGAUAUGGAUGCUAAGCUGGCACAAUUCCCCAUGCCGCCAUCCAGCCCGCAGCACUUCGUCCUGCCGCCGCCUCCCGAGCUCAGUCUGUCUUCAAUCGACGUGCAGGAUAUCGAGCCAGUAGUCGAGCCCGUGACGCCACCUCCUGCCCCGGCUCCUCUCACCAUGACGUCUCUUGUGUCAGAAGUAGUCGAGCCGAAGGCAGAGUCCGAGGUUCCGGCACCUGUCUUGGCUUUCACUCCGCUUGUCUCGGAGAUUGUCGAGCCGAAGGCUGAGCCCUCGAUCCUACCCCCGACCCUGAGUAUCUCGACUUACCUCUCGGAGGCGGUCGAGCCAGUCGCCGAGCCCGAAAUGCCGCCUCCGGUCUUGAGUCUGUCGGCUCUUCAUGCCCACAAUUUGGAGCCGGUCGCCGAACCCGAGGUUGUUCCCCCGGCUCUCAGCCUUUCCUCUCUGCACGCCCACAACAUUGAGCCCGUGGCCGAGCCCGAGAAUCCCCCGCCAACGCUCUCUCUGUCGGCCUUGCAUGCUCAUAACCUUGAGCCUGUUGCGGAGCCGGAGACGCCACCUCCUGCUCUUAGCCUGUCGGCCCUGCACGCCCACAAUUUGGAGCCGGUCGCCGAACCCGAGGUUGUUCCCCCGGCUCUCAGCCUUUCCGUUCUGCACGCCCACAACAUUGAGCCCGUCGCGGAGCCCGAGGUCGUGAUCCCGGUGCCAGGUCUCACCUUGUCGGCCCUCCUGUCCGAGAACAUCGAGCCCAAGGAAGAACCUGAGACGUCUAGAGCUCUCGCGGCGAUACCUGCUCCUAUCCUGGUGCCAGUGUCAGCGCCAGCGCCGACCCUCACUCUCUCAUCCAUUGCGUCCGAACACGUGGAGCCGCGAGAAGAGCCUGAAGUCCCUGUGAUUGUGCCUGCGCUCAGUCUUUCAGCUAUCGCCACAGAGCACGUCGAGCCUAAGGCCGAGCCUGAGUUUGUCCCACCUGCGCCAACCCUCAGCCUCUCAGCUCUGUUCUCUCACAACCUGGAACCCCAGGCAGGGCCCGAGGUCUUGCCUCCCGCUCUCAGCCUGUCGUCCAUUGUGGCUGAGGAAGUUGAGCCCAAGGCUGAGCCCAAGGUCAUUCCGGAGGCUCCGGCUCUGUCGUUCUCGUUGAUUGCAGCCGAAAACAUCGAGCCAAAGGCGGAGCCUGAGGUGAUUGUGCCCGCCCCGGUACUCAGCCUCACGUCAAUCUCUUCUGAGGACAUUGAGCCCAAGGCCGAGCCUGCGCCAGCUCUCACCAUGUCUUUGAUCUCGUUCGCAGACAUUCAGCCUCGUGCGGAGCCGGAGGUGUUGCCACCACUGCCCCCGGCCCUUACACUCUCGUCCAUCUCAUCGGAGAACAUUGAGCCAAAGGCAGAGCCCGAGGUUCCAGCUCCUCCGCCCGCACUCCUCGCGUACUCCAACAUCUCAUCUGAGCACGUCGAGCCUCGUGCUGCUCCUCAGCCUGUUCUGGACUUCUCGUCGGUGCUGUCUCAACAUGUGGAGCCUGCUGUUGCGAUGGAAAGUGUGGCGCCCAAGCCCAACUUUGCUUUCUCCACGAUUGAGUCAAUUGAGACACAGCCCAUCUCGCCCAGAAGCCCGAAGCGGGAUGCUUUUAUUCUUCCCCGCGACAUGGAUUCGCCUUUCGACGAGAAGGAUGUGCCACGGACGCCCUCCAAGAAUGCUCUGAUGAGCUCCGUCUUUGGUCGGGGGAAGAACAAGACCUCCGACAGCCUUAUUAUUGCGGAGGACGACACUCGGCAAUCGCCUAGCGACGAUCGUCUGUCCGAGACUCCCGAGUCUCAGCGGCCAUUCAAGGAGAUUUCAACCAAUGCCAACGUCCGCCCGGCACCCAAGGUUGUCGUUCCCAUGUCUGACUCCGGUGCCCAGACUUCUCUGACUGCUGAGGCGAUUGACGAGAUGCUCCUCGCAAAGACCAAGGCCACGUCUGACAAGUCGUUGUCAAGCUUCGGCACCCCGAGCACUCCCGGCACCGUUCGCAUUCGCCGUCCUUCUCACGACAGCCUCAGCAGCUUCUCCACCGAGAACAAGAUGGAUACAGCAUUCAGAAGGCCAGGAAGUGCCAACAGCAACCUCGCGCCGUCUCAACCGCUGCCUCCUCUACCGCCCAACCAUAAGGAAGCCAUUGAAGCUGCGAGAACUGGAUCGUCGCAUAGUGCGGUUAUGGGCCCUCCCUUGUGGCCUGCCUCCGCCAUGAGAAACCAGCGACCACAGACUCCCAACGGCGCCAGACCGCAGUCCCCGCUGUCGAUCUUGACAAAGCCCACGCCUACUGCUCGCGGCACGCGUGCUGGUGCAGCGUACGGUACCGCCGAGGUUCACUCACCGACUAAGUUGUCUACUAUGAGCAGACACUCUUCGGUGUCGUCGUUCGUCUCCGAGAUUGACCACCGUUUCAACCCUCAAGCCGAGAUGGCUGCCGCAACAGGCUUCGGUCCCAACACCGACCCCCGCAUGAUUCAGGCCAUCACGCAGACCAUGAUUGGCGAAUACCUGUGGAAGUACACACGCAAGGCCGGCAGGGGAGAAAUCUCCGACUACAGACACAGACGCUAUUUCUGGGUCCAUCCGUAUACUCGGACCUUGUACUGGAGUGACCGUGACCCGGCCACUGCUGGCCGCUCUGAGCUUCGCGGAAAGAGUGUGCCAAUCGAGGCCGUUCGUGUGGUGACCGACGACAACCCAAUGCCACCCGGUCUCCAUCGCAAGAGCUUGAUCGUUAUCUCCCCUGGUAGGACUAUCAAGUUCACCUGCACGACUGGCCAGCGCCACGAGACGUGGUUCAACGCCUUGUCGUAUCUCCUGCUUCGCACAACUGAUGAGGGCCAGUCCGAUGUCGAGGAGAUGGCCGGUGCCAUCACCCAGGCCGACGUGGAUGAGUUCAACCCCCAGUUUGGCCGUCGCACCAAUUCCACAGCUCGUCAGCGGCCGCCUCCAUCUCUGUCAUCAUACAACUCACGGACGACUCGCAACCAGUCUCCGGCAGUCGACAUGUCGAUGAACGUGCCUACGCUUACACCGAAUAAGCACCAGAUUGCUCAGGCUCAGAGACCCACCAUGGCGGGUAGGAUUAGUGGCUACUUUGGCACCUUUUCGAGUCUGAGAAGCCGCUCCGCAGCGGCCCCGAGCUCAAGCAUUUACGAGGCUAGCGAGGUGCACGACAGCGCCGAAGACCUCCGAGAGAUUAUCGAGAGACAAGACCGGGAUGCUGACCGGCUCGAGAACGUGCGCGCCUGCUGCGAUGGCAAGCACGAUGUUGGUACUCUUCACCACCACCCUAAGAGGGGUCGGCCGUCUGGCGCCCAUUCUCACUCUCACUCCCACUCCCAAUCUGGACCCUCUACGUCUGCCACACCCAUGAGCACCGUGAGGGCGCGAUCAUAA